AUGCCUCUAAACUUCACUCACAACGUAAUUCAUAAACGUCGAGUCUUUGUCUUUGAUCCUACUUGGUUGGAUCACGGCAGUGGCGUAUUGGCACUGUGCGGUCUGGAAAGUGUUGGUGUUGGUGUUGUUCAUUUGCUUGCCGUGCUGGUUAGAGGUAGACUCCAUUUUUGCUGGAUGUUUGGCAACGGAGACAAUGAAGUGAGCAAGGAAAAGAAGAACACCAACCUGCCGUUAGACAACUUGUAUGGCUCUGAUAUUAUCGCGAGCGGGGAGUUCGACAGUUGGUUCAUGCCCCCUCUACCGCUACUAUGA
Molecule: messenger RNA, 312 nt
Organism: Neurospora tetraspora
Lineage: Eukaryota; Fungi; Ascomycota; Sordariomycetes; Sordariales; Sordariaceae
Exons: 2
Coding region: 1-312 (103 amino acids)
Source: RefSeq, a predicted model, not a curated record